Molecule: messenger RNA, 1212 nt
Organism: Papaver somniferum (opium poppy)
Lineage: Eukaryota; Viridiplantae; Streptophyta; Magnoliopsida; Ranunculales; Papaveraceae
Exons: 2
Coding region: 1-1212 (403 amino acids)
Molecular function (GO): protein dimerization activity
Source: RefSeq, a predicted model, not a curated record
AUGCAGGAACAAAUCAAGAAAGAGAAGGAUUAUUGGAAGCAAGUCUUGAUAAGAAUAUUGUCUCUUGUUAAAACUCUUGCCAAGAAUAAUUUGGCUUUCCGUGGAGAUGUCGACAAGAUUGGCGAAGCACAUAACGCAUCUACUAAGCGUAGGCAAGUGUAUCAAGAAAAGGUUGGUGGUCUCACAGUUAAAGCAUUGUCAGAUACGCGAUGGGAAAGCCAUAUUGAGGCUAUUAGAGCAAUAAGAUUUCAAUCUCCCAAAAUUCAAGAGGCUUUACUUUACUUGUCAGAAUCCAGUGAGUUUACUGCCGAAACUAGAGCUGAAGCUUCUUCCCUGUUAGAGUAUGAAUUUAAAAAUUUUGAAUUUGUACUUGGAAUGAUUGUUUGGCACCAUCUAAUGCUUGUGGUUAAUUCAGUUAGUAAGUUGCUUCAAAAUAAGGAUAUGCAUCUCGAUACUGCCGUGAAGAGAUUUAAAGAUCUUGUUUCUUUCAUUGACAACUAUAGAAAUACUGGAUUUGAGAAUUCGUUGAUUGAAGCUAAAGCGGUCGCCGCAACAAUGGGGAUUGAACCUCAUUUUCCAGAAAAACGCAUAAUUAAAAGAACAAGACAUUUUGAUGAUGAAAGUGCACCCGAAGAAGCACCACCAUCAGGUAAAGAUUCCUUUGAAGUUAAUUAUUUCAAUUACAUAUUAGAUCAAGCUAUAUCUUCACUCACUAGUAGAUUUGAACAAUUUCGAGAGUUCGCAGAAAUUUUUGGAUUCUUAUAUAAUGUUGAUCAGUUGCGUUCUCUUGAUGAUAAUAUCUUAUUGGAUUCUUGUAUCAAUCUUGAAAAUCAUCUUAAGCAUGGUAUGAGUUCCGACAUUAAUGGGCAUGACUUAUAUGCAGAAUUAAAACUUUUAAAAAGUUAUCUGCCAGCCGAAACUGGUAAAACAAUUGAUGUAUUGAAUUUCUUAAAGGAUAUGGAAGGUUGCUACCCGAAUGCGUUUAUUGCAUACUUGUUGACAAUUUCAGUUACAGUCGCCUCGGCUGAACGAAGUUUUUCGAAGUUGAAGUUAAUCAAAAAUUAUCUUCGGUCGACGAUGUCACAAGAAAGGUUGAAUGGGUUAGCAAUGUUGUCUAUUGAGAUUGGGAUGUUAGAUAAUAUUGAUUUUGAAAGUAUACUUGAAGAUUUCGCGUCGGAAAGAGCGGGAAGAUCCGCUUUUAUCAUGAGAUAA